Molecule: messenger RNA, 943 nt
Organism: Sinocyclocheilus grahami
Lineage: Eukaryota; Metazoa; Chordata; Actinopteri; Cypriniformes; Cyprinidae
Gene: orc4
Product: origin recognition complex, subunit 4
Exons: 12
Coding region: 101-943 (280 amino acids)
Biological process (GO): DNA replication; DNA replication initiation
Cellular component (GO): nucleus; nuclear origin of replication recognition complex
Molecular function (GO): DNA replication origin binding
Source: RefSeq, a predicted model, not a curated record
CCUGCUGUCAGCGCUCAUGUGGACACCGGAAAUACGACAUGUUGCUUCCCGGAAACACGCGGGCUAGUGGCGCGAAAUCUCAGGACCCGCACUGGUGAAGAUGAGCAAGCGGAGGUCAGCGGCUCUCACUGGAGCUCAGGGCGUCUCUCUGGCUCAGAAGCUCCUGCGGGAGAGACUGUGUCAUCAGAAGCUGCCGGAUCAGCCUGUGGGUCUGGACUCCCAGUACAAGCACUUGCUGGAGCUGCUGAGACGUACAGCUGUUCAUGGAGAGAGUAACUCGGUCCUCAUUGUUGGUCCACGAGGAUCCGGUAAAACUAUGCUGCUGGGUUGUGUCCUCCGAGAGCUCAUGAGUCUGAGGGAAGCGCAGAAGAAUGUUCUCCUGGUGGAGCUCAACGGUCUUCUGCAGACAGACGACAAAAUCGCUCUGAAAGAAAUCACUCGCCAGCUGCACCUGGAGAACGUCGUAGGAGACAAAGUCUUUGGGAGCUUUGCAGAGAAUCUGGCUUUUCUCUUAGAAGCUCUCAAGAAAGGUGAGGCUCCGUCAAAAUUAUGUGAAGAUAAGACGGUUGAGGAGAUUUUGAGGAGGAACUUUAAUGGCAGUAAAGAUUUCCGCUCUCUGCAUUCGCUGCUGUUUCUGGCUGUCAGUCGAGUGUCGGUCUCUACUUCGACUCUUCGUGAGGCUGAUCUUAUCGAGGCCUGUCGCUUGAUUUCUGCUGAUUCCAAAGCAAACGUCCUUCACGGUCUGUCUAUUCUAGAGCUGUGUUUGAUUAUUGCCAUGAAGCAUCUGAAUGACACUUAUGACGGAGAACCCUUCAAUUUCCAGAUGGUCCAUAAUGAGUUUAAGAAGUUCAUUCAGAGGAAGUCUCACUCCAUCCAUAAGUUUGAGAAGCCCGUGGUGAUGAAGGUCAGUUGGAGCCGCUCUCUUUUUCAUGCAUUUUCUUAA